Molecule: messenger RNA, 1434 nt
Organism: Trichomycterus rosablanca
Lineage: Eukaryota; Metazoa; Chordata; Actinopteri; Siluriformes; Trichomycteridae
Gene: dynlt3
Product: dynein light chain Tctex-type 3
Exons: 5
Coding region: 81-431 (116 amino acids)
Biological process (GO): microtubule-based movement
Cellular component (GO): cytoplasm; cytoplasmic dynein complex
Molecular function (GO): dynein intermediate chain binding
Source: RefSeq, a predicted model, not a curated record
GGUCGUCACGGGAACCGUUGAAUCGAUAGUGAUCUGAGAGGUUUUGUUGUUUUUGUACGUUUUAUACCGUUGAUUGUUGAAUGAUGGAAGAGUAUAAUACCGGAGACGAGGUGGCCUUUAGUCCUGAUGAUGCAAGUAAUGCUGUUAAAGAGUGUAUUGAGGGUGUUAUUGGAGGUGUGGAUUACAGCCAGAACAAAGUGAACCAGUGGACAGCUAGCAUUGUGGAGCACUCGCUCACUCAUCUGGUCAAACAAGGAAAACCAUUUAAGUACAUUGUAAAUUGUGCUAUAAUGCAGAAGAGUGGAGCAGGACUUCACACAGCCAACUCCUGUUAUUGGGAUACCACCACUGAUGGAAGCUGCACGGUCAGAUGGGAGAACCGCACCAUGUACUGCAUUGUUAGUGUGUUUGCAGUUGCCAUGUCUCUUUAAGUCGAAAGUGGCGUCAUAACGUGACCAAGACACACUUUUAAACUCCAGGUGGCGCCACCAGCUUAUCUCGUGAACUGUCUAGUGCACGGGUGUGUGGUGUUAUGCCCUCUGCCCUUUGGCUUGUGAGUGGGUGACAGUUCACUAGUGUCUGCAGUAUACCUUUAAUUUCUGAAUAUAUUUAAAUCUUGUCAUAACUGUGCUUAUUUAGACUUGUAAUAUUUAGUGUAACACUUGAGUUUUAUUGUUGUACAGCAUUCAUAAUGGUUAGUAGACAUCUGAAUAAAUGAUGAAAACCCAUGAAAUAAUCAGUUAUCAGCCUGUAGUGUUGAUUAAAAAAAAAAAAAAAACUGUAUAAUGGAAACCCAUUGAAUCAGUGGUUCUCAACCAUAAAGUCAGAAUCUGGGGUCUCUUGAGAUGCAGAUAGGGUCACAGGAGAUUUUUAGCUAAACAUUAAUACAGUAUAAGGUUAUUGGUCCGUGUACCUUUGGUAAUUCGUUUUUCAUCUCAAAACCCAAAGUUGAAAAACAAGAAAACGGGUCGUUUUUCAUUUCAAAAACCAAUAAUGAAAAGCGGGAAAACGGGGCGUUAUUCGUUUUUCGUUUUAAGAUCAAAAGUCAAAUAACAAAUAAGCAGAAAUUGAAAAACGGGUCGUAUUUAAAUUUUCCAAAAUCAAAUUUUUUUAUCAGUUCAACCAGAAAUAAAAGUGCGAGCGCGUGCAAAAAGUCAUAAUAGGGUCAUUCCUAGCAUUCGGUGCCAUUUGAGUCCCCAUGACGUAAUAUGGUAUAUUUUGUGUAAAAAUAGACUAAUACUUAUUUCUAUAAGCUUGUCUUACAUGAUUAACCCCCCUCCACCAUAGAAAACAAUGAAGUGUUCCCAGGAUUAUUUAAUUUUUUAAAAAAUCCACUCUGAUUUUAGUGCAAGUAGGCUUAACUGCCAUGUCCCCAAUCAUGUUUUCUCAAAUUCAUUUACAAAUAUAAGUAAUAAAAAUCAAACAAAUUCUACA